Messenger RNA from Gossypium raimondii (Peruvian cotton), 2064 nucleotides. RefSeq lists its product as uncharacterized. The transcript is spliced from 5 exons. Gene Ontology annotation, molecular function: nucleic acid binding; zinc ion binding. Lineage: Eukaryota; Viridiplantae; Streptophyta; Magnoliopsida; Malvales; Malvaceae. The record is from RefSeq and is a predicted model, not a curated record. Bases 1 to 2064 code for a protein of 687 amino acids.
AUGGGAAGAUAUAAGCGUAUCAUGUGGAGACGAUUUGUUCCUUCUCACUAUCAUCGAGAUUUAUUUCAGAAAUUACAAACCUUGAAACAGGGCAACAGGAGCGUUGAGGACUAUUUCAAGGAGAUGGAGAUGUCCAUGAUGCGUGCAAACAUAGUUGAGGACCGUGAGGCGACUAUGGCUCGGUUUUUGGCAGGUUUAAAUUCUGAAAUAGAAAACAUUGUUGAAAUGCAACAUUAUGUUGAGUUGGAUGACAUGGUGCAUAUGGCGAUCAAAAUUGAGCGACAACAAUGUAGAAAAGCUUCUACUCGAGGUAAUACUCCAUUUAAAUCUUUUUCGAAUCCUUUAUACACCCCUAACAAUGUUAGGAAACAAGCACCACAACCGCCAUUACGGAUUCAAGAGCCAGGCGAACCCAGCAAACCAAAGCCUCCCAUUGCUGAUAAUGGACGUGGCAAACAACCAAUGGUGGCACCAGAACGAUCAAGAGAUAUUCAGUGCUUUAAGUGCCUUGGUAGAGGACAUGUUGCUAGCCAGUGUCCUAAUCGGAGGGUUAUGUUGAUGCGAGAAGAUGGAGAGAUCGAGUCAGAUUCUGAGGAAGAUGUACAUGAACUCCCGACUAAAGAAGAUGAAGAGAAUGACCUAGAAGUUGCUGAAUCUGGUCAAGUUAUGGAGAUCAUGGUUGUCAAACGUAGUUUGAAUGUGCAACAGGUGCAAGACGAGCAACAAUGUGAGACUAUCUUUCCCACACGAUGCAAGGUUCAAGAUAAGUGGUUGAAUGACGGUGGAGAACUUAAAGUGACGAAACAAGUGGUUGUACCGUUUUCAAUUGGAAACUACAAGGACGAGGUCCUUUGUGAUGUUGUGUCGAUGGAUGCUACUCACCUUCUUUUAAGGCGCCCUUGGCAGUAUGACAAGAGGGCAAUGCAUGAUGGUUUUACAAAUCGAUACUCUUUUAUGUAUGCAGGUAAGAAGAUUACUUUGGCUCCUUUGACACCGAGUCAAGUAAUUGAAGAUCAAACAAGCUUGAAAAAGAGUAAGGAAGUUGCAAAGGAGAAGAAAAAGAUGAGCGUAUAUGCAAGCAGUCGAGAAAUCAGGAAAUGUCUUUCCUCUCACCAAUCCUUGUUUAUUUUAAUAUUUAAAGAUCAUUGUUUAUUGGCUGAGUUCCCUGCUGAUUUGCCUGCAUCGAUUGUGUCCCUUUUGCAAGAGUUUGAGGAUGUGUUUCCGAAAGAAACACCGAAGGGAUUACCACCUCUUCGUGGCAUUGAGCACCAGAUUGAUUUCAUUCCAGGUGCUACCAUUCCAACUCGACCAGCUUAUCGUACCAAUCCUGAAGAGACGAAAGAGCUUCAAAGGCAAGUUGCAGAAUUGAUGGACAAGGGUUAUAUUCGAGAAAGUCUGAGUCCAUGUGUUGUUCCGGUGUUACUUGAUGACAUGUUGGACGAGCUUUGCGGAGCCGUCAUCUUCUCCAAAAUUGACUUGAAGAGUGGAUAUCAUCAGAUUCGCAUGCGAGAAGGUGACGAAUGGAAGACAACCUUCAAAACAAAGCUAGGAUCACGUAGAACAUCUGAGAGUCAGAUGCAGACUUUGAGAAAAGAAAGAUUGUAUGGUAACGUAGAGAAAUGUGUGUUUUAUCUUGAUGGACUUACAUUUCUUGGUUACAUUGUGAGUGCUGCAGGUGUUGAAGUUGAUCAUGAGAAAAUAAAGGCAAUUCAGGAAUGGCCACGACCGACAUCGAUUACUCAGAUGAUAGGAUCAGAAGAUCGUAGUCGUGGUGGAGAUCAACCACCAGAUUUGCAAAUGCAAGCUAUUACUCGCACCUUGCAACGUCUAUUAGAAAAUGCAUUAGAGCCUAUACACUCUCGUUUGGACAAGAUUGAAGGGGGUGGUUCACAAUCUAUCCAUAAUGAACAUAAUGAUGAAAAUGACAUUGAACAUUCACCAAGGGUGAAUCAACGACCAGACGCCUUACGAUUGACGAUAAUAUUUCUAACAUUAAAUUGCCAUACCUUCUUUUCGUGGACGUUCGAGAUCCGGAUGCUUAUCGACAUGGGAAAGCAAGGUUGA